AUGUCAGCAAUUCAGCGCUCCUUCGCCCCGGCUCGACUCGGCAUACAGAAGCGUGAAAGAACGGAGAAGGACCCGGGCCCGUCAACGGACGAGCCACACACGGCUUCUCCAGAGCUCGGGAGUGUCAGAAUCCACUGUUUCCUCGAUUUGAUGGGAAUCGACAAGCUCCGUCCGUCCCUGCGGCUCUGGCAUGAAGACGACCCGCCGCCAAACCUGGCCACCAAUAUCAAUGCUGAUCGGGCAGCCCAUCAACUGCCGCGAUGCUUCGCGUUUGGAGCCCUUCGGGCCUGUUCUGCUCGUUUGACUGAGGAAUCAAACAAGCACGGCCCAGCUCAGCCGCUCCGAAGCAUUACUAUGGGUUACAAAUGCGCCCACGAGGGCGCAACUUGCUGUGGCUCCGGAGUCACCGUGGCCAAGGAGACGAGCGGCAGGCAGUUGGCGGCUCGCUCUCAACGCAGACAGGCCAACCCUUUCUUCGGCUGCCGCCGAUAA
Messenger RNA from Colletotrichum graminicola M1.001, 492 nucleotides. RefSeq lists its product as uncharacterized. Lineage: Eukaryota; Fungi; Ascomycota; Sordariomycetes; Glomerellales; Glomerellaceae. The coding region runs from base 1 to 492 and encodes 163 amino acids. The record is from RefSeq and is a predicted model, not a curated record. The transcript has 2 exons.